AAGUCGAUUUCUGGUUUGCUUUCAUACGAAUUCGAAGAACGCAAACGAGCGGACGUGUGUGUCGGAAAGAAAUAUAUAAACGACGGAAGUCAAUUUGUGCUUCGACAAAGAAACGGAAAAAAUUAAAAGAGCAAAUAUAAGCUAACUAUAAUAAAUAGAAGCAAAAGCAAAUAAAAAUUGCCAAUUUACAUAAAAGUGCAAGUGUGUCGACUUAAAUUCAAGAAUAGCAAAAAAAAAUAUACUACUUAGCUAAAUAAAAUAAAAGAAAAAUCUAAUAAGCAAAAGAAACAAAUUGGUAAAACGAGUGCGAGAGAAAAAUGUGACAAAAAGUAAGCGCGACUACAACGAAUUUAAGCGAAUUAACAUAACAUGUAAAUGCGGAGCAAAGGGAACGAACAAGUGCCUUUUACACAACAACAGCAACUACCAACACCAAACCCCGACUGCUACUAACCAACAACCACGCAUUUCGUGUAAAGCAAAAAAAUAAAUAAAUAAUUUUAAACAAAUUAAUUAGAGAACAUACGCUAUAAGUAAACUAAGUGUUUGAGCAACCAAGUGGGGAUGAACUCAUUGUCUAACUUCAAGCUCCGUAGAUAGACGCGCUUCUGUUGCAUUCAAGCAGUCAGAUAGUGGAUUACUAGACAGCAAAACAAAAAGAAAUAUAUAUGUAUAUAAAUAAUAUAUUUACAUAUGUACGUGAGUAUAUGUAAGUGUAUAACUAACUAAACGUCAGCAAGCCAAGUUAUUAGUUUGGAAUUUCGGCCAAGAAAAACACAGCAAGUGUAAUUGCAGAGAGUUAAAUGAGAGAGAGAUAGAGAAAAAAUAAAACAAAGUUUGAAGCUGACGAAAAUUGAGCUUAGAAAAAGCAAAGUGCAAGUUAAAAAAAGAAAUUGAAACUAAAGAAUCAUUGAAAAAACGCGUCAGAAUUAAAGAAAGCAGUUUUUCGAAAAUAACACAGUGUGUGCUUAGAGCCCAAUAAAACAGCAAGUGCUUUAGAAUUUGUGCGAACCCCACCCCCUCAGCACCUUUACCGCGCGCCAGUGACAAAUAAGCCCCAGCGGCGGUAAAAGCAUUAACAACACCAACAACUGCAUAGUUACAGCAAAACAAUAAUAAUAGCAACAACAGCAGCAGCGUAUAAAUAAUUUUUAAAACUUAUACGGAAAAACAGCAACAACGCCAACAAACACAGCGAGCAAAUCAACAGCAGCAAACAGAUAACACAGGCGAAGCAAAAAGCAAAACACUGUUAAUUUACGUGCAAACAUACAUACAUACAAACGUACGUGUGUUUGUAGAGACAACGCGGCGUAGAGCAGAGAGAGGCAUAGCGCUCACAACUUGUCUACACAGCCACAUACAUUUGAUUUUGUGAUUCACUACGCUGUCGCUGCCUGCGUCGCAGCAGCCAAUAAUAAUAAUAGCAACAACAACAAGCACCACAAACACACAAACAGCAAACCGAAGCGACUAACGUGUGUCGUGCGGCAGUCGAGUGUGUGUGCGAGCGUGACAGCAAGAGCGUGAGUCAUAAAAGUGAAAUGAAAAUGCGGGUAAAGAGAGAAUCACCGCUGCUCGUGCUGAGAUUUAGGACAAUCAACAGCAGAAAUGAUUGUAAACGAUCGACAAUUUGCGAUACACACGGCACAGCUUCGGCACCUGAGGCAAUGCCAUCAGAAGACUGCAACGAGGAUUGGUCCUCAACGGCGCCGCAAACUGGCAAUCGUUCGCCAUUGAUGAGAAGCUGCUCCACACCAGCUGUUUAUGAUAUUGAAACCCAUCCCGCGUCACCAGUUUUCCCCCAUUUACUAUUGGGCAACGGCAAAGAUGCCAGCGAUCCGAGUAGUGUGGGCGCCAAUUGUGUUUUGAAUGUUACCUGCCAAGCACCGAGUUCAGGUCCAGCGCCGGGACUUAAAUAUAAACAGAUACCUGCCAGUGAUACGCCACAUCAAAAUAUCAAACAAUAUUUUCAGGAAGCCUACGAUUUUAUUGAGGAAGCACGCAAAACCGGCUCCCGCGUACUGCUGCAUUGUCAUGCGGGCAUAUCGCGCAGCGCCACCAUUGCCAUCGCCUACGUCAUGCGCUACAAAUCACUAUCACUAUUCGAGGCCUACAAGCUGGUGAAGGGCGCGCGACCCAUCAUCUCACCCAACCUCAACUUCAUGGGUCAACUGCUCGAAUUGGAACAAAAUUUGCGCAUGAGCGGCGUGCUGAAGCCCGUAUCGCCAGGCGCCACCACACCCACAACACCAACGUCUAGUCAAGUCGAAUUUACCAGCAGCUGUAGCAGCAGUAACGACAACAACAACACAAGCGCCAAUGCUGAGGAUGUGGACGAAACAGAUGCCGCGUUACUGCGCAAACGGCCAGGCGAUGCUAAACGCAAAUUGUGCGCCAACGAUGAAGAUGCCGCCGACGAUUUAUUCGAGGAUGCGCGCAGUACGCUCAGCAGUCACAGCAGCAACGCUAGUAGCAGUAGUAAUUGCACAAAUAGUCAAACAAUGCGUCUAACGUGGCCACCGCCCACCGGUGCACCUGCCGUACUGCUCUCACCCUGCACCUCGACCGAAGCAUCCUGCUCAUCAUCAGUCUCAUCCUCCUCAUUGUCCGCCUCCUCGUACGCUUCAUCGUCCGCCUCGACGCCGACCUCACCGUCAGCUGCGCUAACCAACACACAAUCGCCCUUCCUCAGCUACACACCGAACAACAUGCCGAAACGCCAUUCACCCGCCAAACUGCGUCUCAACUUACGUUCCACCUUCGCACCCAUACGACAGUCACAGUCGUGCAUGUCGAUACGCGAAGUGGCCGACGAAUCGUUGCCUGCAGCCACAACGAACACGACGAGCCUGACGAUAGCGGCGUCAGCCAGCAGCAAUCACAGCAUACCAUCGUCGCCGGUGGCAAUGGAUCAGGAGAACAAUGUGGUGAUGGCAAUGUCCACCAGCGAUUGAGUGCGCUAACUCUAAUAUACACGUAUGCCUACACAUACGCAUACACAUAUACAUAUGUAUAUACAACAAUAAGGAUUCACUAGUUAUACUACGUGUUUAGUACAUAUUAAGCGUGAAGUUUAAAAACUAAAUUAAAUUCAAAACAAAAAAAAUUGCAAAGCGACGUAAAAGCAAAAAAAAGAUUACCCACAACCACCACGGAAACAACUAGGCGAGCACUUUGAGAAAAGCUGUGAAUAAUUUUUAAGUGUACAAUUUAACGAGCGUACCUAACGAUUACAUACUAAGUGCAUACAUAUGUACAGCGUUGUACAUAUAUAAGUACUAUAUAAGUAUACUAGCAUACCGAUCGAGCGAAUAAACGAUCGAAGCGACACCACGCCUACUAUUACUACGUAAAUACUGCGAGUACAUUGAAAUUAAAUAACUGAAAUUUAUAAACUAUUAAAGAAAAGCGGCACAUUUACAAUAAAAACACAAUUACAUAUGUACAUGUAUGUGUAGUUAAAGAAAAUUGUUAUUUGAAAUUGAAAAUUUGUAUACAACGCCGUGUAUAUUAUAUACAGUAGUCGAUAUUUCAUAAUCCGAACAACAACCAAACAAGCAUAUUCCCAUGCGAAAUUGACAAAAUUUACAAAAUUGUGUAACAAAUAUUUUCUUUUCGAAAAAUAUUGUAACUUUUUACCUUUUGACCUAACUGUAUGUACAUAUAUAAACGAAAAAUAUUGAAAUAAACGCAAUUGAAGUAAUGUUGCAGAUGCAUUUGCCCUAAUUAAGGGCUUUCACACACACCCACACAUACAUAUAUGUAUUAAUAUAUAAAAAUAUAAACAUUGUUACAAUGAAAUACUAUUUAUUUAUAUUAUUUGAACGAUUUAAAACAAUAAAACGCUUAUUUAUGAACAUUUUGAAAACUAAAAACGAAAUUUGUGCUGAGCAAAAUGCUUUCGGGUGUCUAAAAAACCACUUCGGUUGUAAAUAUUAUAAGCGAAAGUGUUGAAUUGCAAAUGUUGCCACCUGUUUUGCAUAAUAUGCAUAUAAAUAUUUUAUUUUUGAGUUUAAAUUAUGUUAACUAGUAAUUUUACUUUAAUUUUAUUAUUUAUAAAAUUCCCUAUAACACGCCGCUAAGUCAUCGGGUUUACUUAUGUAACAGGUAAGCUUAUGUUUUUACACUUUGAAAAGCUACAAAAAUGAACUAUUUUGAAAAAUUAAAAAAAUAAAACUUAUGUCUAUGUAAUUAAAAACCUAACAAUUGAUUUUGUUGUUAAUUAUGUGCGUAAAAAAAUUAAAAAAAAACAAUUAAAUUAAGUUAAAAUUAAAAAUAGCACUUUAAAUGCAUAAAAGUAUAACAAAUUUGCACACACAAUUUGCUUAGCAUAAUUUGUCAAAAAAACAAAAAACUAUUAAUAAUAAUAAAUAGCAACAAAAACCCAUGUACAAGCAGCAUAAAAAUAUAUGUAUAUAUACCCAAAACAUAUUUAGCAAGCGAAUAUUUAUUUUAAUGCCAAACUCUUCCUAUAAAACUGUUUUAAGUUUUUUUCUUUACACACAACCACAAUACAAGCGAAAUUUUCAAACAGUUUCCAAAACACAUAAACCCGCCAACAACAAAAUGGCUGAGAACAUACAUACAUCACAGCAAAAUUAAUUUCCCCACUACAAAAAUAUAUAUCUAAAUAAUUGCAACAACAAUACAAAAAACAAGGAAAUGUAUAUUUUGAAUAAUAGCAAUUUCUGUUCUUGUCACUAUCACAGUUCAACUUAAUUAUGUAUUUAAGUAAAAUAUACCUACCUACCUAUAUGUAUAUGUAUAAUAUAAGUUAAAAUUUAUUUUUAGUGCAAACUUAAAUGUAUAUAAAUGUGUAUAUACAUAUUUGUGCAAUUCACAAGUCUCAUAAAGUUGUAAGUUAUAACGAUUCGAAAACAUAGCAUUGAAAAUUGUAAAUGCGUAAACUCAUUUUUGUAUGAAAUCCAACAACAAUUUUUUUAAACAAGUGUAAAAAUUUAUAAUUUUACGAUUUUACGAUGCUUUACGACAGGUUGUGAGUACCCCAAUUAUAAAUUAUUUAUACACCUUAUGUGAGCCGAAUUAAAACAGUGAAAAAUAUUUACAAAUUAAUUAAUGUACUUUCUUUUUGUCCAUCAUUGUCUGCUAAGGCUUUGGCACGCAGUCGGGUAUUGAUGGUAUUCAUGUUGUAGCAAUUGUAUAAGCGGUAGCUCUCAUAGCAGCGUGAACAUAGUUAUUUACGUAAAUAUAUGUAUGUAUAAUAAUUUAAUGUAAUUUGCAAUAGUCAUAUUCUUGCACUUACAUACACAUACACACUUAAUUUGGUAAGCUAGACAAAAAAAAACGUAAAAUAAUGCAAUUCAAUUGAAUGUGCAGCGUAAGCAUAAAAAUAGAAAUAUAUGUACAAAAUAAUGAUUUUGAAAAGAAA
This is a messenger RNA of Bactrocera dorsalis (oriental fruit fly), 5392 nucleotides long. RefSeq names its product dual specificity protein phosphatase 15 (gene puc). NCBI's taxonomy places the organism in Eukaryota, Metazoa, Arthropoda, Insecta, Diptera, Tephritidae. Gene Ontology annotation, molecular function: protein tyrosine/threonine phosphatase activity; MAP kinase tyrosine/serine/threonine phosphatase activity. Bases 1545 to 2957 code for a protein of 470 amino acids. Gene Ontology annotation, cellular component: cytoplasm; cytosol. Gene Ontology annotation, biological process: negative regulation of MAPK cascade; protein dephosphorylation. The transcript has 5 exons. The record is from RefSeq and is a predicted model, not a curated record.